Molecule: messenger RNA, 692 nt
Organism: Kockovaella imperatae
Lineage: Eukaryota; Fungi; Basidiomycota; Tremellomycetes; Tremellales; Cuniculitremaceae
Exons: 4
Coding region: 52-654 (200 amino acids)
Cellular component (GO): nucleus
Source: RefSeq, a predicted model, not a curated record
ACACAACUCAGUAUACAUCGAGAGCGCACGACCACAGGAUCUAGACUCACCAUGCCAGGUAACAGGAGACUGACGAAGAAGACCAUCAAGGGGAAAGAUAACCUUCAUCCUAGCUCUAGGAAGGCUGGUCAAUUGCAGCGAGUCCACUUACGAGCCGCCAAGUUGGACCAUCGAGCCAAGAUCCGUCAGAGUAUAUCAUCUCAAAAGCUCGAAAGACCACUCUUCUUUCUCCAUUCUUUACCUUCUUCUCACCCUUUGUCCCUCCCUGCGCUCCGAGAACUCAUAACGGAUGUCUAUCUGGCACGACACGAUGCUCGUAUCUCUGAGCUCGAAGGUCAAAGGAGAUCAGGACGGCCGAAGGAUAAGGAACUGAUCGAUCUUGAAGAAAUCAAGAAGAGAGAACAGGCAGAAUGGGAGACUGGGAUAGAGGUCCCAGAUUUGACUCAUGGCCCGACUGUCAAGAUCCUAUUUGGCCUUCAGGAUUCAUCUACGUCCCUCCAGCAAUCCCAUUUGGACCUCUUACGCCAUAUCAGAUUGUUCAAAGAUGAUCCAGAUACGGUCCUGGUGACGAGGGAAGGCAAGUGGGACAAGAUGGGCUUUGGCGUUGAGGAAGGGCAAGAGCCCAGAGGCUCUGACGUGGUCAUGGACGCUUAAUGUUGCGGGCCCAUGUCUUUGGCAUGUUGUAAUUGAUU